Messenger RNA from Phalacrocorax carbo (great cormorant), 1625 nucleotides. The record is from RefSeq and is a predicted model, not a curated record. NCBI's taxonomy places the organism in Eukaryota, Metazoa, Chordata, Aves, Suliformes, Phalacrocoracidae.
GUGGCUGGUCUGGUUUUUAUACUAGCCUUAAAAUUUCUCACUGUUUCUAGCACUGCCUGUGUUCCACAGGGAAGAUUAAGUAUAUUAGCACAGAGAAACCUGUAGCAUGUUUUAUAGGUUUAUUCUGAACCUGUUUGCCAUCAAGCUUGUCUAUACGAAUGUUCCCACCUGGGACAGCAACGCUAACAAACAUUAUCUUUUUCUGAACACCUCUAAAAGCUGUCACAUCUUCUUUUGGUGAGUGAUAUAAGUAUAUAUAAAAACGACACUCCCUGCCCAACAUGGUGGCAGUCUAAAUAGGACACAAAACAAACCAGAACGGGUGGGGAAGAGAGGACAAACAUGUCUAUUUUUAGACAAGAAUCAAUAGAUGGGUUUGGUAUAUUUUUCAGGAUUAGCUUUGUGGUUCCUUUUCGUUGUGUGUUUUUUGUUUCUUUUACAGGCAUGUAGUUUUGACCUGAGAUGUGCCUUUGUUUAGAACCAGUUCAUUGCUCUCAGAGCCAUGAGAUGUCCAGACAAAAAGAAUUUAAUCUAGUCCUUCUUUUGAGGAGAAUGUAAUAGAAAAGGAAGAGAGUACAGGUGUACAGCAGAUCUCGUGCUGAAUGCUUGUUAGGAACAUCAUGCUCUGGGAAGAAGGCUAACAUGAAACUGGGCUGUGUAAGCAGGAUGUUGGCUGCAUGAUGUGAAGUCUGAUGACUUUGAUGAGCUUGUGGUGAGUAACAACGAUGUUGUGCUCAAAAAUAUCGCUGAAGAUUUGCGGAAUUGUUUACCCAUCGAGGCAAUGUUUAAUUCAGAACAUCAAGCUAUUCAGAAAGUUUUGUUCCUCUUCUCAGAUACACGAGCAUCCGCUGCCCAUGAUUCAUGUUGAUGCAUUCCUUUAUGAUGAUGAUUUUGUUGAUUCAUUGUGUGAGGAGGGGAAAAUGAGUAGGAGCUACUGCACAGAGUGUGGCUCAUACAAGACUGCAUCUUUAGAGUUUAUUUCGCAUUCCUUUUCCCUCAUGGAACUGAAGUUUCUUUAUCAACAUGUACUGCCUGACCUGACAGGAAAGGUAGUGGUUGACGUUGGCUCCAGGCUUGGUGCAGUGCUAUUUGCGGGUUAUCUUUAUAGCUCAGCAUCCCAACUGUAUGGAGUAGAAAUGAAUGCAGACUUUUGCCAGUUGCAAGAAAUGAUGACUACAAAAUACCAGUUCAUUGACAGAAUAAAGGUGGUUCACGCAGACAUUUGUACUCAGGCUUCACUUCUUCAGAAGGCUGAUGUUGUUGUAAUGAAUAAUGUCUUUGAAUAUUUUCUUGACAGACAGGAACAGGCCAGAGCCUGGGAAUUUAUUGCUUGUAAUGUAAGGAAAAGAGGGUCCUUAUUAGUGACAGUUCCAAGCCUUAAAGAAUCGCUCUCAAAGCUCCAGACAGAUAUACAGCUCAGCCAAUGGGUCGAAGAGAUGCAGCUAAACUAUGAUGUGUAUAUGGAAAAGGAUUUUGACAGAGAAGCACUUGAACAAAUACAUUUAUACAAGAUUCUCUAGUACCUGGAAAAAUUUACUAGUAUCCUUGUAAUAUCAUUUUUUUUUAAUCUAAAAUGAAUUUGGAUUGAUUUGUGUGAAUAAAUCCGGUCAAAAUUCUUAUUGUGA